This is a messenger RNA of Tyto alba (common barn owl), 10085 nucleotides long. It is a transcript of the gene SMNDC1, whose product is annotated as survival motor neuron domain containing 1. Lineage: Eukaryota; Metazoa; Chordata; Aves; Strigiformes; Tytonidae. The transcript has 6 exons. Bases 52 to 903 code for a protein of 283 amino acids. Gene Ontology annotation, molecular function: RNA binding. The record is from RefSeq and is a predicted model, not a curated record. Gene Ontology annotation, cellular component: nucleus; cytoplasm; precatalytic spliceosome. Gene Ontology annotation, biological process: regulation of alternative mRNA splicing, via spliceosome; mRNA processing.
GGGUUUGGGGCAUCGCGGGGGUGGAAACCGGUGCGCGGCAGUUUGCCAGAGAUGCGGGUAAUUAUGAGGCCGCCUGAAGGGCCGCUGAUCACGUACUGUAAGUUACGCGUUUUCUCUGUGCACGCGCAAAAAAAGCUUUCUCUUUUUGAACUUGCUUGGGAGCAGUUGAACACUACAAAAAUUAAGAUGUCAGAAGACCUUGCUAAGCAGUUAGCUAGCUACAAAGCUCAGCUUCAGCAAGUUGAGGCAGCCUUAUCUGGGAAUGCAGAAAAUGAAGAUUUACUGAAACUGAAGAAAGACUUACAGGAAGUCAUAGAAUUAACCAAAGAUCUCCUUUCAACACAACCUUCAGAAACUCUUGCAAGUUCUGACAGUUCUGCUUCUGCUCUGCCCAGUCACUCCUGGAAGGUUGGGGAUAGAUGUAUGGCGAUAUGGAGUGAGGAUGGACAGUGUUAUGAAGCUGAGAUUGAAGAAAUAGAUGAGGAGAAUGGAACAGCUGCGGUCACAUUUGCUGGAUAUGGCAAUGCUGAAGUUACCCCUCUGUUCAACCUCAAGCCUGUGGAAGAGGGAAGAAAAGCAAAAGAGGACAGUGGCAACAAACCCAUGUCCAAAAAAGAGAUGAUAGCCCAGCAACGAGAGUAUAAAAAGAAGAAAGCUUUGAAAAAGGCUCAGAGAAUUAAAGAACUUGAACAGGAACGAGAGGACCAGAAAGUCAAGUGGCAACAGUUUAACAAUAGAGCCUAUUCUAAAAACAAAAAAGGCCAGGUAAAGAGGAGUAUUUUUGCUUCCCCUGAAAGUGUAACUGGCAAGGUUGGAGUUGGAACUUGUGGAAUUGCAGACAAACCUAUGACACAGUAUCAAGAUACCUCUAAAUAUAAUGUCAGGCAUUUAAUGCCUCAGUAACAGGGGGAAAAGGUGGAACUUCAUCUCUGCAGGGCUUUACACUUAUCUUUUUAUCAUUAUAUUUUUCUAAAAGUAAAUUAUUUGUUGGCACAUAGUGAGUAGUCCAUUUUGUCACCAUCACUUUGGCUUCUGCUGACAUGAGCCUUAAAUCUCCAGCUAUUGAUUUGACCCCUCCAAUCAUUAAACUUUUUGUAGUUGCAUUAAAACACAUUCUGCAGGUAAAUGCUUUCAUGAACUGCUGUUACCUGUUACUCUGAAAGCAGUAGUUAUCUGCAGCUUUGAUCUCUGGAACCUUCCAUUCACACUAGUAGUGAAGUUUUUUUUCCUUAAGAAAAGUGGUGGUAUAAAAAUGGCACCUUAACAGCCUUCCUUGUUUCUGUAGUCACAGUGCUGGCGGAGUGACAAGCUCAGCGCUACCGAGCUGCUGCAGCUCUGGGAGAGCUAGGUGACACCGCAGCUUGGAUGUCACAGGGAGUUGCUGAGGAGGUUCUAAAUUAUUCCCUUACAAAUCCACUGAAGAUCGAUUUGUACAGCUGUAAAUGAGGGCAGAACAGGGCCAGUAGGAUCUUUACUACUGAUUCAUAUGCUAGAAACAAUAAAUCUGACUUUAAUUCCAGCCUGAAUUGCCUGCACUAGAAGUUAAGCAGAGAAGAUAAUUUUUUUUUUUUUUUAAAUAGUCAUCAAAUUUUCAUAGGAGGUUAUUGAAAUGUAACCAGGAAACCACAGGACAAUGUAUUUAGACUCCGAUUUCAAAGUAGAGAAUUGUACUUAAAAAUAGCCCCCCCAUCCCGCCCCAAGGGUCGGCCAGUUGAGCAGAAACGGUUGUGCUUUGGGGAGGAGCCAUCAUCUCCUCUCUUGCAGAGUGUGUAGGUGAUGGUACAGUCACAGACCUGGAACACACAGCGACAGCUUGUCUCUGGGCCUCCCUCCAGUCCAGCAGAACUGCAGCACAGCAGCUACAAAUGCCUAGAUCCCACUUAGUUGUGAGUACAGGUUAGUCUGAAGUUCCUGUCCUUAAAUAACUGACUGGCCCUGGUAUUCACUGUAACUUCAGCUGUAUUAAAGUGCUGCUGAGCCCCUUCGAUUUUAUUCAGGAAACCACGUGUAAAAGCUCUUGCUUUCUUGUAUUUUAUAUGUGAUUUGCUUUCCUCUGUUACUUGUCUCUCACUUACGGUAGUGGUGCCAUCUCUGAACCCGUAAUGUGUUAAAGAAGUUAAUGGGUAGCCCUGUAUACAAUGUAGAUAUUAUUUUUGUAAAAUCUAGGGCUGAGUUAAUGGACAAGAGUACAUCAGCUAUUUCCCCCAUUAAAUAAUUAAAGGGUGUUUCUUGUCCAUUAACCCUGACCAUUAUUUCCCUGUAUAUUAUGUUAAUGUAGCUCAUUUUGUAAUUUGUUAACUAGAUCAGGUCACGUCAGCAAUUGUUGAUGCACUGAUUGGUGGAAAUGUCCAUCAAUUACCUGAGUCACAACUCAAGCUAAACUCUACAACUGGUAGUUUAGAAUCCAUACAUAGAAAAAGGUUUUCCCUAUAAUGGGAGAAGGUGAUUUUUAUGAAUACAAAGUGUGUUAAUUUCAGUUUUGUAUGUUUAACUUUUAUUAAAUAAAGUGUUUAAAAUCUGCUGGAUAUAUUUGACAAAGUGAAAGUAUACCUGGUAGGGGGGCAGUAAAGGAUCAGGAAAACAGUAAGUAUAGAAUCUGCUGGGCAGAAGGUAAACACUCAGAAGUGAAUCAAAAGUAUUUCACUCUCACUGCAAGAUGAAGUAGAUGUUGCCUAAUUCCUCAGCUUCACGGGUAGCAGGGGGUUAAAUUUUCUUUUGCUUAGAAAGAUCUUAAUUGAAAGUAAUCCAACCCUACUGCUUUUUAGAAAGGGAGCUUGUACUGCAGCCCGCACCCUGCGGGGACAAGUCUCAGCAGUGAUGUUAAACAGGUGAGUCCUGAAACACACUAAAGUAGGCUCUACCUGUUCUUUAAAAAAAAAAAAAAUAAAGUCUUUGGAGAAAUAGACUUAAUCCAUACCUGACAUGCAUUACAUUUGCCCAUCUUUUGAUGUAAAAGACCAUUUAUUGUAUUUAUCACAGGACCAUUUGUUCACUAGUCCCAAAGAGAAUUUAAGGUACAGUGAGUCAGACUGCAACGGGUGUGUGAGCCUCCCAUAUGGUAACAGACUUUCCAGCCCAAGUUAAAACCAUUUGGUCUCAUGGACUUCAAUUUUGCUGAGCCUUUUAAAAAAAAAAAAAUUUAGCAAAACCAGUAUAUUUCCUUUGAGUAACUUAUUCUCACCUCUUAGAACAUGGGUUGCUUAAUGUACUUAGCUGUAGUUCUUCUGUUGGCCACUGCAACAAAAUGCUGAAAGAAAGUUUUGGUAACGUAACUUUUCUUAAAUGCCUUACCUGGAAUAGGUAGUGACACAGUGAUACCACUGUGGCUGGGGUGGUUGAUCUAUGGAAGAGAGAACACUUUGGAGACAACUUGUAUAAAUAAAAAUGCCACCAAAACUGCCAUCCUGGCCACACAGCAAUUCCUUGUGCCACUGGAUUUUGAUGCUGUUUCUUCAUCUACAGGAUGGGGCCAGUUGGUGUGUAGUCUGGCUUUGGAACACUGCCUUGGUAAGGUGUCUUGAGACAUUCACAUAGGAAAAAUAAAUCCAUCAUGAGUUAAGCAAUGCUGGUAAUCACCAAAAAACCCCAAAAGUUCCUUAUUUUACAAAUGCUGAUGUGACCUUAAAUUUGUGGCUGAAAGCGUUUUGGUAUUUUUUUUUUUCAUAAUUUAUUUCCCACUUUUAUUAGCUGCUCUAACCAGUAAGAAAGCUGAUUUUUCAGAACUCAUGCUGUGCAGUGACUUCUGGGCCUCUCAGCAAGCAGAAUAAGUACCUGCCCCUGUGCUACCAAAUGUACUAUAGAGCAGACAGAACUUGGAAAUACCGAAAUGAUAGAGGAAACGUAAAUUAAGUGUAAAAGUAAAGAGUGUAAAACCACUAAGCUAGAGCCAUCAUGGAAAAGAUAUUUGUUAGAGAACACAGAUUUGUUCCUUUCAGAUAAGGAUACUGUGCAAGAUGACCAGUAUGGGCAAUAUGUUUCCUCUUUAAGUUAUUACAGGAAAUGGUUUACUACAGCCUUAAUCUUGUACAAAUUAUAAUCUAUUGUGGAAAUUAAACCAGCACAAAUCUGAUUCCAAUCUGGGACUGCUCCAGUCAGUUUAAGUAUUUAGAACAGUCUUAAGAGUAGCAACUUUGAAUUGUCAUGGUUGUGGCAAUCUAUUUCUCUUGCUUUCUAUUAUGCCAGAGUGAAUGUUGUGACAUUUCUGCAGAUGCUUGGUCUCAGAUGUUGGUAAAUACAAAAAAGUACUUUAGCUUAGAAGACUGCAAUUCAAUGCUGGAGAUGUUUAGAAGGCAAAACCAAUAGCAAACGUCUGUACUACCCAUUGAUGCUCCACUCACCUGCAUCAGCUCUGUGGCAGUUUUUUGUGAAAUAACCACCACUUGCAUGUCUCUCAACAGUUACACUAAUCUUGGGAUUACAGAGACCAUUCUUGGGCCAGGCCCAAGAGAAGGAUUGCUACCUUGCAACUGGUGCUGCUCUGUCCGUUGCAGUUUGUCCAGUCUUUAUCUGCUCCCUACAAAGCUUCACUUGGAUUGCAAAAUAAGGAAGGAUGUUUGCAUCAGGACUAUUAUGGUAAAUACCCCUGCCAUAUACCCAAGCUAGUGACCUGCUAACAUACAACCUGACUAAGCAAUGGCACCGACCCGUCAAAACUCUGGUCUUCAGCUGAAGGCUCUGCUGCACAAAAGCGCUCACGUUAUUUCCCCAUGUAAAGCAAUUACCCCUCUACAUUGAACUCACAACACUUCCUUGGUCCGUACAGAACUGUGAAGGUUUCCCACGCUGGACGCUGACAGAAAACGUCUUGCUCUCACCUGGACUGAAAGGUGAUGUUACUUCCCAGAGAGACGCUCUCUGAGGGAUACAAGUGAUGCUAAGUUCUAAGCCUUACAUUUUUAGCAGACCUGCUGAACAGGUAUUCCCUAGGGCGACGAGUUCUAUUUUGUACAGUUGUUCACCACUCCAGGAGAGGAAAGAGCUUUUUAUAUUUCCCCAUCAAGCCUCCCAGGAGGAGAUCCAAAACAAUGAAUUGUUUUGAGACAAGUAUUUUUGAAAAGAGAAAAGAAUUUCCUAGCCUUAGCUAAACUGAGCACUAUCUUAGAGUACUGUUAGCCAAGUCAAGUUAUGAACUAGGUCUGUGUAUAUUCUGACUAGCAACCACAAUGUUAAAGCCACCAUAAAAUGCUUUAAAUUCCUUGAUGGUUUAUCUGCUUUGCUGGAAUUUCCUUCAAGAACAAAAUUAAUCCCUGCUGAAAUGCAGCCCUGCUGCAACAUUCAUGACCCCGAUGAGACCUUAAGGAAGGGGUGAAUUUGGCCCAAAGCUGACUGCAUACACAUGGCGUAGCCUCCUGGCUCACUAGCAUUUCUUUCAGCAGGAAUCACAGCGGGGUAGAACAGAUGAAUGCUCAGUCUGUCUUCUGUCAAACCAGCCCUCUAACUCUCAUCUCGUGGAGGAGGCACACUGGAGCUAUUGCCUGUUGGAAGGCAAUGCCAGUGCCCUCCAGCCCCAUACCUGCUACAGUCAGAUCUGUGUGACGAAACAUCCCAGGGGACCUUACUGCAGAAAAUCCCAACCCAGGAGCAUCCCCGGAGGGGAGAUUAGCAUUAUUACUAGUGCUCAGAGCCACUUACUCAUCGUUCCUGUCUGCCCGAUUUCUCCGAAUCACCACCUUUCCAGUAUGUGAAUGCUCUUCAUGGUCUUAAAAGAGCUGGCCGGGGCCACCCUGUGCUCCCCAGGAACAUACAGCAGCUGGCUGCCUUCCCUUGACCGGCUGAAGACCAACAUCAGUCCUCUGCAGCACAGCAGACUACAAGCCAAGAUGCUGAAUUACUUGUUAAAGGUCAAAUUAACCUGCUCACCCCACCAGCUUGCUCUGCGCCUCACUGGGGUACUACAAACUAAGGGGCUGAUUUCUUCCAGUGUGGUAAAAAUAAAUCAAAAUAUUACCCACAGCCCUUACAGCAUGGUUAACAUUGAAGAUCUUUCCAAAAGAAAAUGACACUUCACAGCUUUGAGCUGCAUCAGUCAGGCCAGUGGCAGUGUGGCUCAGUUGUUCAGGUCUGUAUGACCACACCUCACGGGACACAUCCACCCUUCCCAGAGGUGCCUCAGCAAUUCCUGAUCCUCGAUAUUUUUGAAGGGACCUCAACACGAGUGCCCCUCCUUAUGAAGCAACUCUUUAGUUUUAAUCAAACACAGCAACACCCUGAACAUAAACCUCAAUACUACUUAUUUAGUACCACAGCCACAGUACCAAUACCCACAGACUCCUUAUUUCUGCUUCUGCCUAACAAUUAAAGGAUCAGUCCUCUUUUUGGGAGGAAAUGAGCAGAGAAGCAGGGGUAAGUGCUGACGUUUUAUCCCCAAUUGAACAACCUGUCUCUCUCUAACGGGUCACUCCAAAGGAAAGCAUUGUGUAUGCAGAUAACCACUCUCCUCCCGUGUUUAUCCUCCCAAACAUCACUCAGAUCUGCUGGCCAAUUUCAAGCAAAUUUGACAGCACAUCAGUAUUUUCUAGGUCUUUUGUGCAGAUUGGUGAACAGAGAGGAAGGAGGACACACUCCUCUUCCUGGGAGUCCCACAGGACAAUCCAGAGACUGUAUCAUGGAUGCAGGGGAGUUCCAGUCACUAUCAGGUCACAGAAUAUAUCACUCACCAGAGAAUCUGUCCACAGGACAAAGCCCCUGGAGAACACAUCAGACUUCAUUCUGUUAUUUAUAGACUUAUUUUUCAUUAUUAAUAUUAUCACCCCCCUAACCUCAGGUUGAAGUCCUGGUUUUUACCAUUCUCUUCCAGGAAGCGACCCCAAUUUCUCUUUCCAAUGACACAUGGUCAGUGCCAGGAAGUAUGCAACGAGAAAAGCUUAUGAUCCUGGGGAAAAAAAAAAAACAAAAAAAAAACCAAACACAAACUAUCUUCAUUUAUUGCACACAAUGGAUCCUACUUCCACUGAAGCCAAAUGUUUCAUCCAUUUCAACAGAGCAACACAGAAAGGCUACAAACAAGGAGCAGCAAGUACAAGAGAACAAAGAGUAGAAAAGCAGGAGGCUGGAGCUCACAGGCCAGAAAGAGAUGGUAGCAAACAAACAAAAGGAAAACACAACCACAAAACCAGGAAAAUUAUAGGUCUGUAUACUUAAUCCCAUUUCUACUGACCUACAGAUUUCUUGAGACAGCCGGAUUUGACAGCACCUUUGUCACUGACAUGCCUCUAAUGGACUGGACAUUAAAAUGACCUUCAAGUGACAACUCGCCACAGGAUAACCAUGACAAAUGCAGCCAGAUAGUCACCUGCACCUUGUCUGCAGACACGAGAUGACAUACUGUAAUACACUUCUGUCAAAAGAAGGAAAAUGCUGGAUGGUCUUUUUAAUGGGUUUGUCCAUAGCAGAAGGGCCCACCUGGGAUCUAAUUUGCAGAGGGAGGACUUGACAGAACGAGCUUACGAGGGAGCUGUGCGUGUGCGUGCAUGUGUCUGCUGCGUGGGCAAGUUGCCUAAGGAAAGCACAUCCAAUCCUGUUGCUGCAGAAAAAGUCACCGUAUUCUUGUAAAAUUAAGCAGAUAAUAGAUUUAGGACUUCUGUUACUCUACAAACACAAAGCAGAAAAACAGUAGCACCCAUAAAGAACACCAUAAAACCACCUCCCGCAGUUUUGCAAAGAUGAAAAUUAAAUGUGAUUCCAUGCCCAAAUUACUGUGUGGUGAGAAUAAGUGGUAUUCUGGAUGAAAUCAGAGUUAAUGAAGUGGGCAAAACCUAGGGCCACAGAGGAAACGACCAGGAGUGAAGUGUUUCACUUUACUCCCUAGUUGCAGAGGAGCAAAACGAGGCCUCAGAGGCAACACAAAACCCACAAAGUUGUGGAUUAAAAAAUGCUUCAGUUGGGAACCCAAACAGCAACAUACUUUCAGUGUCUUCUAUUUUGGGGUGAAUGAAAAUAACUCUACUUUCCCUUUUUUUUUUUUUUUUUAAGGACAGAGCUUGGACAAAACAGCCAGUAAGCUUCUAUGAACACUUUUCUGAGGAAAACCAGUAAAUCUGACUUACUGGACUGCUUAGAGUUCCGUAGUGUGAGGGACCAUCUCAGCUUCCAAAGGGUAAGAGAGACUUAACCCUCAAGGGUUUGGAUCUGCACCUUUGGAUAAUCACUCUCUUUUACAAGAUUUCAGGGUGGCUAGUAGGAACUUUGAUGGUACUUUGAAAAAUAACAUGACCUUAAAGCAGAUCUGGCACAUGGGACUAUUCUGGCUUGCUACAACAGGGACAAUUCAGGAAAUUAAUGCAUUUUUAAGCAAAAGGAACUAUUAUGAUCAUCUAACUGAUGUCUUGCAUAACCAUAUGUACUGAUCUGUACAAUCAUCUAGAAGUAACUUAUAGCAACUUCUCUAAGCAAAUUAGUCAUCUUAAGCUUUUCGACCCAACAGACCAGACCAACGAAGGGCGAUGUGAGGAGUGUGACAGGCCGGGCCGUGUGAGGUACAAGCACACAGCAAAGGCCAGAGUCCACAAAGCAGUAACUGAGUGGUGGAGGACAACCAACAAAGAAAUGUUUCCAUCACAUGAGAAACUAUCCAAACUCUAGCUGAAAUCUGCUCAGACCUGCCACAAAGAACCCCCCAGUACCGGAGCAACCAACCCCACGUCUAGCAGUUAUUAUAAAGGCUCUUAAUUUUCUUUUAUCCCUGAUCCUCUUCCUGGCUAGAGCACUGCUGCUAGUUGAGUGGUCAGGCAGGUGGCUAGCAAUGGAAGCUCACCUCCUGCUAUAUUUUCCCCAUUGUAUUUUCUCCUGAUAUCAAGACCCCUUUGAGUCCACAAUGCUAGAAAAGGUAGGAGAUACCAAACUGGCCCUGGAGCAUACAAGCAAACAUUUCAGACACAUUUAUUCCAACCAUGUUUUAUACCAAGGAGGAGAGCCAAGCCAUUCUCCACCCCUUGAACUUCAGUAUUUCUCAGCUGUGAUAUUUCUUUCCCAAGUGGCCAUUUAAAACAAACAGGAGUAACAGGAAGGAGGAGGUGCUGGGACAGCUACAGAAAAGGGGUCAUAAAUAAAUAAAUCCCACUGGUAUUCAACCGUUCAGCACCAGGGCUGCCAAUGGUCAAUACUUUUAAGGAGAAUAAUAAUGAAUAAAUAAAUAAGGCCUUGCUAGAGCUGAAGUUUCCACUUCUCACCACUCAGAAGACUGUCCCAAACCUUGUGUCAUCCAGAGAUUAUAUGUACCCCAAGCAUAAAUCCAAGCAGCAUUUCUUCUUUGAAAACCCUCAGGCCCCAUUUGUUGACCCAGAGCUCAACUCAGUCUGUGGCAGACUCCUGCUCCCGCCAGGUCACCGCCCAGAAGGAGUAAGAACAGAGGUACUGAGCCACUGUAUUACAUACACACAAGUGAAAACAGAUUUAACAACAGCAACCUGAUCCAGACUUAGUAAGCAAAUUAAUUUUAAAAACCAAAACCAAACAUAAACUGUUCAUUACAGCCAUGGAAAGAUUACUUCUCUACUCAAGCAUGUGUGCUGCGCCUCUUACAGGGGAUGACACAUUGCGGGGGAGAGUGGGGGAAACAUCAGAAUAUUUAAACACAAGCAACUUAUCAUAAUGCAAAAGUCUACAGCAGACUGGCUCAGGAUCUUCUCAUUGCAGGAUCGAAGGGCACAAGAACAAAGAGUCGGCUAAAGUGAUACGAGUGACCAGGAUGGAAGAACACGACUCACUUCAGAUACAGAAAUGUUUAAUGGCGUUAAAGUGCUACUUUAAUGGGGACCAUAUGCUAACAUUUAAACACAAUUCCACUGCACUGCUAAAUAUGGUUGUCUUUAUUUUUUUAUUUUAUUUUACCUCUUUUUGCCCAGCCCUACCUAAAACAAUAAAAUAAAAUCUAAAGGACUGAAAUUAACAACCCAUUCAAAUCAGCAAUAAGUUAUGAAUUUUAUAAAGCAUUUUUUCCUCUUUUUUUUUCUUAGUAACGAGGGGUAGUUAAAUUACUUAAGGAUAUACAAAGUUUCAAACAAUGCCAUAGGUGAGGACUCUAUUAAGGUUUUUAAAACUUGGAAAACAAAAUAAUUCUGGCCAUUAAAAAGACAAAAAUAAAAAAG